Molecule: messenger RNA, 1497 nt
Organism: Drosophila bipectinata
Lineage: Eukaryota; Metazoa; Arthropoda; Insecta; Diptera; Drosophilidae
Gene: Cyp12e1
Product: Cytochrome P450 12e1
Molecular function (GO): heme binding; monooxygenase activity; oxidoreductase activity, acting on paired donors, with incorporation or reduction of molecular oxygen
Source: RefSeq, a predicted model, not a curated record
AUGUCGCAGACAUCUGUGGGUCUCGGGGAGGCAAAACCCUAUGCUGACAUUCCAGGUCCCAGCAAAUUUCAGCUAGUGCGAGCUUUCCUGCCGGGCGGUCGCUAUAGGGGGCUGCCGGUGCACGAAAUGUUCCUCGAUCUGAAUCGUCAGUACGGCGGCAUCUUUCGGAUGCCCAGCAUCGCCGGAGUGGAUAUGGUGCUCACCAUGAACCCCCAGGACUACGAGAUCAUCUUCAGAAACGAGGGCCAGUUUCCCUACAGGAGAAGCUUCGAGGUGAUGGACUAUUUCAAAAGAGUUCACAGGCGGGAUGUUUUCGAGGGCCACGAUGGAUUGACCUCGGGAAACGGCCCAGAGUGGGGAAAAAUGCGAACUGCCGUGAAUCCCAUUUUGCUCCAGCCGCGGAAUGCCAAACUCUAUAUAAGUAAUCUCCUUCAGGUCAGUGAUGAAUUUUUGCAGCGCAUCCGUUCUGCCCGAGAUCCAGUCACCCAGGAGAUGCCCGAUGACUUUGUCGAGGACAUACGGAACUUGGUGAUUGAGUCCAUUUGCUCAGUAGCCUUGAACGCGCACCUCGGCCUGCUGGGAGAAAAUAGAGACAAUAGGGACGUUGUCUCCUUGAAAUCCGCCUUGAAAGAUGUGGUGGAGCUGGGCUUUCAGCUGGACAUGAUGCCGCCCCUUUGGAAGUACCUGCCUGUGCCAAGUUUCAAGAAACUGAUUAAAUCCCUCGACACCAUCACGGAUUUCUGUUCUCACCACAUUGAGCUGGCUCUUAAGAGGGUCGAGGCGGACUCCAAGGCAGGAAGACAGUCGGAUUUGGGCUUAGAAACCAGUCUACUGGAGAAGCUGGCCAAGUUUGAUCGCCAGACCGCCGCCAUUAUUGCCAUGGACUUGCUUUUUGCUGGAGCGGAUCCGACCUUAGUUUCCCUCGGAGGCACAUUGCUGAGUUUGGCCAAAAAUCCCAGCAAGCAGGAUCGGCUGCUGGCGGAGAUCCGGGGCAUCCUGCCGGAGAAGAACUCGCCCCUGACAAUGGAAAACAUGAAGAAUCUGCCCUAUCUAAGAGCCUGCAUCAAGGAGGGCAUCCGGCUGUAUCCCAUCGGACCUGGCACCCUUCGGCGCAUGCCCCACGAUGUGGUGCUCAGUGGCUACCGAGUCUCAGCGGGAACAGACGUAGGCAUCGCCGCCAACUAUCAGAUGGCCAAUAUGGAGCAGUUCGUCCCGCAGGUCCGGGAAUUCAUUCCAGAGCGGUGGCUCCGGGACGAGAAGAACUCGCACCUAGUGGGCGAAACGGCCACGCCCUUCAUGUACCUGCCCUUCGGCUUCGGACCGCGCUCCUGUGCCGGCAAGCGCAUCGUGGACCUAAUGAUGGAGAUAGCCAUUGCCCGGCUGGUGAGGAACUUCCAGAUCGGAUUCGACUAUCCCAUCGAGAAUGCCUUCAAAGCCCAGUUCUUUGUUCAGCCGAAUAUUCCUUUCAAGUUUAAAUUUGUGGAUCGAAACGAUUGA